AUGUCGAAUUUAUCAAAGCUUGAGUUCAUGGCACUUGACAUUUCUGGAAAUAAUUACUUGUCAUGGGUACUCGACGCUGAAAUUCACCUUGACGCUAAAGGUCUUGGUGCCACUAUUACCAAUGGUAAUACGACAUUGAGUCAGGACAAAGCAAAGGCAAUGAUUUUCCUUUGUCAUCAUCUGGAUGAAGGAUUGAAGGUUGAAUACCUUACGUUGAAAGAUCCACUUGAAUUGUGGACUGGUUUGAAGGAAAGGUAUGACCACCUUAAGGCAACGCAGCAAUACCGUGACAGGGGAUUCAAAAAGUAUUAUGAGUUAAUCUCAUGCCUUCUUGUGGCUGAGCAACAUAAUAAUCUUUUAUUCAAAAACCAUGAGGUCCGUCCCACGAGAAUUGCUCAGUUACCGGAACCAAAUGAGGUUGAAGCACAUGGCCAGUCUGUGAGAAGACAAAAUAAAAAUCAAGGCCAAAAUAAUAUGCGUGGACGUGGCAAUGGCAGGGGACGAUAUAAUAAUGAUCGUGGUGGUGGUCGCCAUAAAAGGGAGAACAAUAUGGGUUCUCAAAGAAAUCCUUCAAGAGGCAAUUGUCAUCGUUGUGGCAUGAAAAGGCAUUGGAAGAAUGAAUGUAGAGCAGCUAAGCAUUUUUGUUAG
Solanum verrucosum is the source of this 648-nucleotide messenger RNA. RefSeq lists its product as uncharacterized. The record is from RefSeq and is a predicted model, not a curated record. The transcript has 2 exons. Lineage: Eukaryota; Viridiplantae; Streptophyta; Magnoliopsida; Solanales; Solanaceae. The coding region runs from base 1 to 648 and encodes 215 amino acids.